UUAAGUGUUGACCACGGCUAAAUGAAUCUCAUUACUUUUGCCAACUUCUCGUUGCAAUGUUUGAAGAUAUUGUAUUGCUAUGUAAAUACUCAUAGUACAAUUCCAAACCUAUGCACAUCUCUGAUCACGGUGUUUGCCUUUUUUAUUGGUGUUAUUUGCAUUUAGUAUUUUUAGUGAUACUGGCUUUAUUUCCUUCAUAUUUGACCUCUUGGCGAUUAUUCUUUGCACAACUAUAAAUUACUCAAGCAGUAUAAAGAGAAAUUUUAUUUUAAUGAUGCUCUUAAGUUUUUUUUUUUUUUUUUUGACAGGCAGAGUGGACAGUGAGAGAGAGAGAGACAGAGAGAAAGGUCUUCCUUUGCCGUUGGUUCACCCUCCAAUGGCCGCUGCGGCAGGCGCACCGCGCUGAUCCGAUGGCAGGAGCCAGGUACUUAUCCUGGCCUCCCAUGGGGUGCAGGGCCCAAGUACUUGGGCCAUCCUCCACUGCACUCCCGGGCCACAGCAGAGAGCUGGCCUGGAAGAGGGGCAACCGGGACAGAAUCCGGCACCCCGACCAGGACUAGAACCCGGUGUGCCGGCGCCGCUAGGCGGAGGAUUAGCCUAGUGAGCCACAGCGCCGGCCAGUUGGUGUCUUUUUUAAUGAAAUCUUUUGAAGCUUUUCCGUGAUCUUGAUUUUUUUUAUAUUGGUGAUGCCUUUUUUACCAUUUAUCUUUCACGUUUCAAGUUCCUAGUAGUUCCCUCCACAUUUACUGAUGAUGUCCUGCAGGGUUAAGACUCCUAGAGCCCUGGCAUAAAGUGUGGCACGCUUGUGUCUUCCAAAUUUUGUAUGAACAUGCACUUUUCUUGUCGUGAGCAGCCUUCAUACUCAAGAUUGCAUUGUUUGGUUACUACCUACCUAGCUCAUUCUAAAUGCCUCAUAAAUACUAAUAAUAGAUUUCUACAAUAAUUUUUAUUUACAGCGAAAGACACUAUCUCAUAUGAUUUGCCAUCCUUUUCAUUAAGAAAAUCUAUUCAAUAACUGAUUGAUAUUAUCCUCUUUUAAAAAUCUCAGACCUGAAAUAAACCAUAAGCUUCUCUCAAAGAAUACACAAAGCUUCAGAGCAUCAUAGUUUUCCUUGCUUUUGCCACGUCCAAGUGCACAUUAAUGUGUGCAUUUUCCUUUGGUUUUUCUGCAGCUUUUCCCAGAUUUUAAAAAGAGACAUGAAAUUUCUUCUGAAUCUUUGCUGCUCUGCUUCAUUGGGAUGAUCAGUUGAUCUUAGAUUUUUCACUUUAUUUUACUUUGCAGGUAUAGACAAGUCUUUAUCAGCAAAAUAGUGCUUUUUAUGUUUAACCACCUUUUGUCUUUUUUUAAACUUCAGUUAUUUUGAAUCAAUAUAAUUUAUUAAUAAUACCAUUACAUUAGUAUGAAAUAUGCAGAUAUUUUGUCCCUAAGUAGAUUGGCGUGAUAAUGAAUUUAGCUGAAUCAUAAUUCCUUUAUUUUGUGUUAUGUAAGCCACUUCUAACUAGUUAAAUGUAUGUGUAUAUAGCUCUAAGACAGUUCUGUUAGAAUUUUGGCCACGUAUAAGCUUGCUUAAUAAUCUAACUUUUGUUUCUAAAUAAGAAGUGUCAUCCUACUGCAGUAUACAUACUUGCACUUUUGACCAAAUACUAUAAUUAAAUAAAAAUGGAAAAUUGUUCAGCAUUUAAGUCAUUCAGCAAACAAUUUUUGGUCUGUAUUCAAUUUAAAUCUUAAACUUUUUUUGAAAACUAAAAGAAAAUUUUACUUAUUUUUUAAAAGAUUUAUUUAUUUAUUUAUUUGAAUGUCAGAGUUACACAGAGAGAGGAGAGGCAGAGAGCGAGAGUGAGAACAAGAGAGAAAGGUCUUCCAUCCAUUGGUUCAUUCCCCAAUUGGCCGCAAUGGUGGGAGCUGGACCGAUCUGGAGCCAGGAGCUUCUUCUGGUUCUCCCAUGGGGAUGCAGCGGCCCAAGGACUUGGGCCAUCUUCUACUGCUUUCCCAGGCUGAGAGCUGGAUCAGAAUUGGAGCAGCUGGGACUCAAACCAGCACCCAUAUGGGAUACCAGCACUGCAGGCACUGGCUUUACCCCCAUGCCACAGCGCUGGCCCUAACUCAUCAUAAUUUAAAUAUUUAAAACCUUCCUACUCCAAUUCACAUUGGUGAAUUCUUCCAACUACUUACCUAAGAAUUAAACCAAUUUAUGCAAACUCAUAGGAUAGAAAAAACAAUGUCCAAACCUUUUCAGUGCCAGCAUAAUCUGAAUAGGUUAUGACAACUGAACCUGAAUAGGAUUUUGUGAAAAAGGAAAAUUAUAAGCCUAUCUCUUUCAUAAACAAGGACAAAUAAUCUUUUAAAAGAUCAGCAAAUUAAAUUAAAUUUGCAAAUCUAUAAAAGGAAACAAAUUAUGAGAAAGUGAGGUUUAUUUUAGGAAUACAAGUGCAUUUACUAUUUGAAAAUUAGUAGUAUGAUUCACCAUAAACACAGAUAAAGGAGGAAAAAUAUAAUCACAAUGGCUAUAUUGAAAGUGAUAUGAUAGAUCAGUUAAUGGUAAAACUGUUAGCAAAUAAACUGGAAGGGAACUUUCAGAGAAUCUUUAAGACCUACAGUAAAUAUCAUUAAUAGCAAAUUAUGAAGAAUUUUGCCUGGAGAUCAAGAAACAAGGAUGCGCACAUUUACUCCUUCAGGUUUUUAUUAUAGGUUGUAACUGGUGAAAUAAGACAACAAAUAAAAUAUAGAAGUUAUGGUAGUUUCAGUACCCAGGAACAAAUCUAACACAAUAUUCAUAAUCCUCUACACUAAAAACUGUAAAACACUGAGAAAAUAAAUGAAAAUCUAAAUACAGCAUUUACUAGUUGGAAGACUCAAUGUUGGGAAUACAUCAGUUUGUCCCCAAACUAUCAACACAAUGAAAUCCUUAAAAUUUUAUCAGCUAUCUUUUUAAUAGUUGAUGAGCUGAAUAUAAAGUUUAUGCAGAAAAAAGGACAAAAGUAAAGAAAUCUUGAAGAGAAAGAAAAAAACUGGAGAUACCACAAGAAAGGCACGACCCAAAGGAGAAAGGAUUGAUAGGCUAAACUCCCUUACAACUCUAUGCCCUGCCAUACAUGGUUCUAGCAAGAGAAUGCAAAGACAAGCCACUGGCUGAGAGCAAAUAUCUGCAAAACACACAUGUGAUCAAGAACUAUUAAAGCUCAGCAAUAAGGUAACAGACAACUUCAUUUACAAUGGACCAAGGAGGAGAACCAUGUGGAGAAGCAGGCUAAGCUCCACUUGGGACAUCCAGAUAUCCUGUUGGAGUGCCUGGUUCAAGUCCCAGCUUCUGAUCCAGUUUCUUGAUAAUCUGCCUAGGAGACAGUGAUGAUGGCCUGACCAAGUAUUUGGGUUCCUGUCACUCAUGAGGGAGACCUGGAAGGAAUUAGUACCUCCUGGCUUCCACCUGGCCUAGCAUUUGACAAGUGAACCAGCACAUGGAAGAUAUCUCUGUGUCUGCUUCUCUGUGUCACUCUGCCUUUCAAAUAAAAAAGAAAAUAUUUUUAUAAAUGGCCCAAAGACUUUAGUAAACACUUUACCAAAGAUUUUUAUUUGACAAAUAAGCAUAUGAAAAGAUGCUCCACAUCUUACAUCUUCAAGGAAAUGUAAAUUAAAAUAACAAGGAAAUACUGGACCCUAUUAGAAUGACCAAAUUCCAAACACUGACGUCAGCAAAUGCUUGCGAAGAUGUGGCGCAACAGCAGCUCCUGUUCACUGCUAGUGAGAAUGAGAAAUGGUGCGGCCACUUUGGAAGAGAGAUGGGAAGCUUUUAAUGGAAGCACACAUGCUCUCACUGUGUGAUCCUGCAAUCAUUGUAUGGAACGAAAUAGCACAAGUUGCAUGCAAUAGUAACUAAGGACGCCUGGUGGCGCUGCAGGCUUGCGAGUGUGAACGACCGGCUCUCCAGUUACCCAGGUCGCCAUUAAGCUGCGAAUCAGAACUCUGAAGGCUCUCUGAAAGAAAGAAGCGUUUUGGGUGAGCUCCAGGGGAGAGAUGCUUAGUGAGCCUCGUUUUCAGUGCAAGUCGCUGAGGAAGGUCUAAUUCGAGGUAACCAAACUAUCUGGGUGGACGGUGUACUGAGUGGAAGAAACUGCAUCUUCUGGACCAGCUCAGAACAAUGGAGACUGCGCUCGCCAAAACGCCACGCAAAAGGCAAGUUGUCUUUCUUGUCGUACUGUUGCUUUUGUGGGAGGUUGGCGCUGAUGUACUUAGAUAUUCCAUUCCAGAAGAAACAGAAAGUGGCCAUUUUGUGGCCAACCUGGCUGAGGACCUGGGGCUAGGGGUGGGAGAACUGGCGGCUCGGGGCGCGCGAAUCCAUUACAAAGGAAACAAACAGCUCUUGCAGCUCACUAGAGAGACUGGCGAUUUGCUUCUCCGCGAAAAACUGGACCGGGAGGUGCUGUGCGGGACGACAGAGCCCUGCAUUUUGCAUUUCCAACUGUUGCUGGAGAACCCAGUGCAGUUUUUGCAAGCUGAGCUGCAGCUCACAGAUGUAAAUGACCAUUCCCCCGAGUUCCUGGAGAGGCAGAUGCUGCUAAAAAUCCCUGAGAGCGCCCAGCCGGGCUCCGUGUUUCCUUUGAAAACAGCCCAGGACCUGGACACGGGUAGCAACACUGUUCAGAACUACACCAUCAGCCCCAACUCCACAUUUCAUGUCGUUACUCAUAAUCGCGGAGACGGCAGGAAGCACCCAGAGCUGGUGCUGGACAAAGCGCUCGACCGGGAGGAGCAGCCCGAGGUCGCGUUAGUCCUCACGGCGCUGGACGGCGGGGUUCCGCCCAGGUCGGGGACUGCCACAGUGCGCGUCGAAGUCGUGGACAUCAACGAUAAUGCCCCCGAGUUUUUACAGACGGUGUACGCGGUGCAGGUUCCCGAGGACAGCCCCGUGAGUUCCUCGGUGGUCAAGGUCUCUGCCCGGGAUUCGGACGCAGGAGCGUAUGGUAGAGUAACCUACGCUCUGUUCCAAGGUGAUGAGGGUGCCCAGCCAUUUGUAAUAGACGAGGUCACGGGAGAAAUUCGUCUGAAGGGGGCGUUGGAUUUCGAGACUACUAGAGGUUACAGCGUGGAAAUUAUAGCCACAGACGGCGGAGGCCUAUCAGGAAAAUGCACCGUGGCUGUAGAGGUGCUGGACGUGAAUGACAACGCGCCGGAACUGACCAUGGCCACGCUGACCAGCGCCAUCCCAGAAAACUCGCCCGAGACCAUGGUUGCCGUUUUCAGUAUUUCUGAUCCGGACUCCGGAGACAACGGGAAGAUGGUUUGCUCCAUCCAGAACGACCUUCCCUUCCUUUUAAAGCCCACAUUCAAGAACUUCUACACCCUGGUAACCGAUGGAGCGCUGGACAGGGAGGCCAGGGCCGAGUACAACAUCACCAUCACCGUGUCCGACCUGGGCACGCCCAGGCUGACCACCCGGCACCACGUCGCGGUGCAGGUGUCCGACGUGAACGACAACGCCCCGGCCUUCAGCCAGGCCGCCUACACCCUGCUGGUGCGCGAGAACAACAGCCCCGGGCUGCUCAUCGGCUCCGUGAGCGCCAGCGACAGGGACGCGGGCGCCAACGCGCAGAACGAAAGUCGAUUUCUCGAAUCUGUCUCCUUGCGGCCGGCGACGACCCGGAUGCCGGAGGGCCGCUUCCCAGGGCCGCUGCUGGACGUGAGCGGCGGCGGGACGCUGUCGCACAGCUACCAGUACGAGGUGCGCCUGACGGGCGACGCUGGGACCGGGGAGUUCAAGUUCAUGAAACCGAUUUAUCCCAAUCUCUCUCCCCAGAUCGCUGGAGAACAAAUAGGAGAAAACUCUGCCUCCCGGAAUAGCUUUUUAUUCUCUUAGAUAACUGAUUAUGAAGCAAGUUUUCUGCCCUUUAUCCCUACUUGCGCAGACAUAGGAGUUGAGAAUGUCACUGAAAAAAAAAUCCACUUUCAAGUGUAGCUUUGUUUUCCCCUCUGUAAUUGAUCUAUCUGUUUAUCUUCUCCUAUUUUGGAAAAUUCCUUUCUACUUCCUUGCAUAUAUUUACAUAUUGAAGUUCCACACCCUUGCAUGCUGUAGAUUUCCUCUUCCUUGGUCUUUAAUCUGAUGAACUGUCUGUCUUAAUAAAGUCAAACAUUAAUUAUAUUUUC
Messenger RNA from Oryctolagus cuniculus (rabbit), 6139 nucleotides. Lineage: Eukaryota; Metazoa; Chordata; Mammalia; Lagomorpha; Leporidae. The record is from RefSeq and is a predicted model, not a curated record.